UUACAGCAAAUGUAGCCGUCUCCGCGUUGUAGAUCUUGGCGCAGUAAUUUUGAGCGCAGAUCUGAGCCCAUUAUUGGAAAAAGUUGCACCCCAGCUGGAGGAAUUUUCUUUGGAGGAGACGAGUUGGAUAAACAUUGAAUACGCAGAAAAGGUACAAAACUACUUCAAAGACAUGAAGAGGUUACGGAAGUUAAAUUUGCGAUCUGCCAUGUUUCAACUGACUAAGCUUGCAGAUUUACCCUCAACGUUGAAAUACAUCGAAAUCAGUGGAGCUCACGCCUUCCCUCCAGAAGUUCUAAUCAAAUUCCUGGCAGAUCGCACUGAGUUGGAAGAAUUUCACGCUUCACCAGUUCCUAUGCUGGAUGAUGACAUUAUUGUUGCUAUUGGAUCACUGCCAAACCUGCGACAUCUUUCUCUAGGACACAGUCCAAACAAUGAUUUGAAUUUCGAAUGCUUAGCGUUUUUGACGAAACUGGAGACAAUUCGUUUUAACGAUCUACUCGGUUUAACUGAGGCGUCUCUUCAUGCAAUUCUUUCACGGGUCGAAAAUUUACAAGAGAUCUCCUUAAUCAAAUGCAAAAAUGUACUCGGCUUUACCGCACUUGGCUGUUGUAAUCAACUGCGCUCAUUAGAAGUUCGUAACACAAUGAACCUCGCCAACGAGGAUCUUGUCACUCUCUGCUCAUAUGGUAAUCUGAAACGUCUCACAAUCGCAAACUGCUUCAAUAUAUCCACCAGAGGAGUGAACACCGCUCUUAUGCGUUGUCAGCUAAAGGAGGUAGGUUUUUUUCGUAAGCUCAUAGGUCGGAAAUUCGAGAUUGAGCAACUGACGCGUGGUAAAGGGGAAAAGAAGUAA
Molecule: messenger RNA, 856 nt
Organism: Strongylus vulgaris
Lineage: Eukaryota; Metazoa; Nematoda; Chromadorea; Rhabditida; Strongylidae
Source: the annotation of a GenBank genome assembly